This is a messenger RNA of Lodderomyces parapsilosis, 333 nucleotides long. RefSeq names its product SAGA histone acetyltransferase complex subunit. The transcript has 2 exons. The record is from RefSeq and is a predicted model, not a curated record. The coding region runs from base 1 to 333 and encodes 110 amino acids. Lineage: Eukaryota; Fungi; Ascomycota; Pichiomycetes; Serinales; Debaryomycetaceae.
AUGACCGAGGCACCUGUGACAGUUGGCACACUAACCGAGUCAUUAUUCAAUGACAUGAUUUCCAAACUCAUCAAACAACAAAUUGUCAACACCUAUAGCGAUUACAUGAUAAUAGAGAGUACUACAGUUGCAGAUCCCCAAGUGGACCAGCUACUAGCCAAUUUUAAUCAACUGAAAGACAUUAAUAAAGACAUCUUUGGACAAGAUAAAACCAAAUUGAAAGCCAAUGAGACGUCACGUUAUUUCAGUUGCGAGAAUUGUGGACGUAAAAUAGCAGGAGGAAGGUUUGCCCAACAUGUGAAUAAAUGCUUGGAGAGGAAACGAAAGACAUGA